This is a messenger RNA of Tetrapisispora phaffii CBS 4417, 1122 nucleotides long. RefSeq names its product malate dehydrogenase MDH2 (gene MDH2). Gene Ontology annotation, cellular component: cytoplasm. Gene Ontology annotation, molecular function: L-malate dehydrogenase (NAD+) activity. The transcript has a single exon. NCBI's taxonomy places the organism in Eukaryota, Fungi, Ascomycota, Saccharomycetes, Saccharomycetales, Saccharomycetaceae. The record is from RefSeq and is a predicted model, not a curated record. Gene Ontology annotation, biological process: malate metabolic process; tricarboxylic acid cycle. The coding region runs from base 1 to 1122 and encodes 373 amino acids.
AUGCCUUCAUUUGUAGACUCCAACGCUUUAAAAAUUUCCAUUAUAGGAGCAGCUGGUGGUAUUGGCCAAGCAAUGUGUUUGCUUCUUAAGGCACAGUUGCAUACACUAAUACCUAAUGAUGCCAAUUCUGAUCCUAAGGAGAUGAAUAUGCACAUUCAUAUGGCUUUAUAUGACGUAAACAACGAUGCUGUGCGUGGUGUAGCCACCGAUUUGUCUCACAUUGAUACACCUGUAACAUUAUCUAGUCAUUCUCCUAACGAUGCAGAAGGUUUAAGAGAUUGCUUGAUAGAUACUGACUUGAUUGUUGUGCCUGCUGGUUUCCCAAGAAAACCAGGUAUGACAAGAGAUGAUCUGUUUAUCAAGAACGCAGAAAUUAUUUCUGGCUUAGCAGAUAAUAUUGCUGCUUAUUGUGAUAUGUCGAAAAUCUUUAUUUUACUCAUUUCAAAUCCAGUAAACUCUUUAAUUCCUUUAAUGGGACAGAGAUUAGUUCAUCAUCAUCCAAGCAGUGACAUUGAAAGAAGAAUUAUGGGGGUUACAAAGUUAGAUAUUGUCAGAGCAUCUACUUUUCUUCAUCAAUUAUCAAUCACUGAUGGUAUAGAAAAGAGAACAAAUAACAUGCCUGAAAUUCCAGUCAUUGGAGGCCAUUCAGGGGAUACAAUCAUUCCAUUAUUUUCAAGAGCAAAGAUUUAUCCUAAACUAUCAAGGGCUCAGAUAAAAUAUCUGAUCCAUAGAGUACAGACAGGUGGUGACGAAGUUGUGAAAGCAAAGAAUGGGCAGGGAAGUGCUACUUUAUCGAUGGCGUUAGCAGCACACAAAGUUGUGAUGAAAUUCUCUUCUCUUCUAUUGGGAUUAAGAAAAUCUAUACAUGGUAUCUAUUAUGUUUCUUUAUGGAGCCAUAGUAAAAAUCAACCGAUAUGUUCAGAUUCCAAUAUCUUGAUCCCCUUAAUAGAUGGUUGUAAGUAUUUCGCCAUCCCAGUGUACAUCAAUAAACAGGGGACAUAUGCUAUCGAGUAUCAGAUCAUUGAAAAAAUGGCUGAUUUCGAAAGAUCAUCAUUAUUGCCAAAUAGUAUUUCCAAGAUCAAAGCUAACAUCGAAACAGGUUUAGCAUAUUCAAGGCAAUAA